Molecule: messenger RNA, 3230 nt
Organism: Glossina fuscipes
Lineage: Eukaryota; Metazoa; Arthropoda; Insecta; Diptera; Glossinidae
Gene: Lgr3
Product: relaxin receptor 2
Biological process (GO): G protein-coupled receptor signaling pathway
Cellular component (GO): membrane
Molecular function (GO): G protein-coupled receptor activity
Source: RefSeq, a predicted model, not a curated record
UCAGCUUUGAACUGUUGCUCUUAUGUUGCUUGCGCGAGUGGUAAAUUUCAUUUCCAUUAAAUUAUAGUGUGGUCACGGCACACAAACAAUCGCUGGCCUACAGACGUAAAUAACUCGUGAGGAGCAAAAGACACUUGUUGGCGCAUAAAACUUUAGGACACCUUACGAUUCGCAAGGCAAAUAAGUUUUACUUACGCGGGAAUAAAAAAUAUUAAAAAAAUAAGUGUGUGACAAAAGAUAUUGUGUGUGUGCACCAAUUAUAUUUUGACCUUCCAAACUUAAAUUUAACGUGACGACAAGAAAUGAAAAUUAUUAUUUAACGACAAUUAAUGCUGUCUGAUUAUGGUCUACAGACGGAGCAUUGCGAUUGGCGUUUUAUUUUUGGUAUUAUCUGGCCUCCUCUCAGCUUUAAUAUUCCGUUUAAGUUUGGGUGACAAAUAUGUGUCAAUGGCGGCGUUCAUUGACCGACGUGUUGGAGGGAGCUUUUUUAAAGACCAAAUGACAAAAUCUCAUGCACCAAAUUUCACCUUUCUUUUUUGCCAUCACAGAAAUUUAAAUGAUAAUCUUAUAACAUACAUACAUCCGAAAGCAUUCUACGGCUUGCACAACAUCAGAGAUAUACGUUUAGUUGGCAAUCCCCUGAAAUAUUUAUCCUCUCAUACUUUUCUAAGUAAUCAAUAUUUGGAAGCUUUAUCUCUUGGUUACACCCCAUUACAAAUCCAUAGUUCGUUGCUACGACAUUUGAAUGUUUCCUAUUUAAAUCUAACGGGCAUUCCAUUCGGGUCUAUCGACUUCGAAAGUAUUAAUGUUAUGACAAAUUUGAAGUACAUUAUAUACGAUCGCUUCUAUUACUGUUCAAUGACACCAUACGUCCGGAUGUGCAGGCCAAUCAGUGACGGCUUAUCAACAUUUCAUGAUUUACUUAGUAAACCCGUCUUGCGCUAUUCCGUAUGGAUUAUGGCGUUUAUUACAAUAACGGGUAAUAUUAUGGUGCUGUGGGGUCGUUUCACUUAUCGGGAUGAAAAUGUUGCUGUAGCGAUGGUCAUACGAAAUCUAGCUUUCGCCGAUUUGUUGAUGGGUUUCUAUUUGCUAACCAUUGGCAUAUUGGAUUACAGUUAUCGUGAUGAAUAUCACAGAGUGGCUCUGGAUUGGAUAACUUCCUGGCAAUGUGUGGCUGUGGGCAUUUUAGCUGUUAGCUCUUCUGAGGUUUCCUUGCUUAUAUUGGCCUUUAUGUCUUUGGAACGUUUCUUAUUAAUCGCUGAUCCCUUCAGAAGUCAUCAUCGUAUAAGUUCUAAAACAAUUCUUAUAACUCUUAUAAUUAUUUGGAUAAUGGGCAUAGUUUUGGCGGUAGCGCCAGUAAUACUGUGGCAAUCAAGCACGAAAUAUUACGGCACUUACUCAGGCAUUUGUUUUCCUUUACACAUUCAAGAACCUUAUCCGUUGGGCUGGCAAUAUUCAGCAUUUCUUUUUCUGGGUAUCAAUCUUUCUUUACUCCUAAUAAUCACACUGCUCUAUAUAGCACUCUUAGUGUCUAUAUGGCGAACCAGAAAGGCGACGCCGUUAGCAUUACUGGAGUACGAGUUGGCAGUGAAAUUUUUUUUUAUCGUACUUGCGGAUAUUUUAUGUUGGGCGCCUAUCAUAGCGAUGAAAAUAUGGGUGUUUUUCAAUUACAAUAUAUCAAAUGAUAUCUAUGCCUGGCUGGUGGUUUUCGUGUUGCCUUUAAAUUCAGCUAUUAACCCUUUGCUUUAUACCUUUACAACACCAAAAUACCGUAAUCAAAUAUUGUCGCAUAACUGGAAGAAUAUUAUAUCGCGGCGUCGCGAAAAAUCAUCGAGAGAUACUAACACUGCAACGGGGUCAUCUAAUCUGGGUAGUGUGCAAAAAUUUACUUAAGAAAGAGAGGAAAAUGUGUUCUUUAAUAGAAUCUUAUACACUUUUUGAAGCAAAACCGUGUCCUGCGGCAGCUUUGAAAUAAUUGAUAAGACAUCCCUCAAGUGUGAAGCAAUACUCAAUCAACCUUUAGUAAGCACGUCAAAAAAAUAUACAUAAUUCUAAAAAUAUUUUUUCAUGUUAUAUAAGAAGACAUUUGGUAUACGCUUCCAAAACGGUGUUAAAUAUGUUUUAUAUGAAGAUGUGAUAAGGUAGACUUCAGUUUCUUUGCUACAAAUUAUAUUCUCCUUUUUAGUAUUCCAACCCCAGCAAUUUUUUUUUUUUUGCGACAAUUUCCACACUACAAUGUUAAGAUGCCUAUAAGAUGGCGAUAAAGUUUGAAAAAAUUCGUCCCGGACCUUAAAACAUAGCAAGAAGAAAUGCGCAAUAAGAAUCUAAUGUUGGAGAACAUGAGCUUCGCCAGAAAAUUAAUCAAUAAAAGGAUAAAAUUCAGCAUUUUAAUUGGAUUAAAUUCAACUCGUUAAUAUAAAUUUAUUAGUAAUUUUUGUUGGUUUAACCUUAACAUUUUAAAAGAAGAUUGAACUAAAUUAGACUUAAUUAAUUAAUAAAACGUUUCGACAUCCUAAUAAUGGUCAAAAUAUGUAACCUUGUACAUUAUAUUAAAACUUUGGUGCAGGGCUAUAGCAAAGAUUUUCGCCACUGAAUUAUAUUAACAUUUUUUUCACGUUAAAUACACACCUCUAAUAUGUUUUAUUUGGAAUUAGUCACGUCACAGACAUUAGAUGUACAUAUCCAUGGAAAAACAAAAAAAAAUGUUAUUCAAAUGUCUUCUUUGGAGGUUUUAUAAAAAUAAAAUAAACUAAAUAAAAUAAAAUACUUUACCUCAAAUAUAAAAAAGGCAUAGCGCGAAAUCUAGCUUGUAGCUUGAACUUUGCGAUAUUUCGAAAAAAUUCAAAUUUAUGCUCGCGCAAAGGAAGAAAAUAUAAAUAUAUUUAAACUUAAGCUAAUGAGAUUAUUCAUAUUAAGUUGUAAAACAGCUUGUGUACAAUAGUUUAAAACGUUCGACCAGUGGUUCAAUAAAAUUCGCUGCAUUGUUAAUUUUCGUGCUGUCCAUUUCCACCAAUUUUUCCGCAAUGCGUAGCAUUUACGAAUCUUUGACCCAAUUAUCUUGAAUGAUUUCUUCAAUCGAAAGUCUACGUACAGCAGCAACUACCAGAAGUGUUUUAAUUAACGAAGUAACGGGGAACAGGAAUCAACAAUAUGCGCUUUUCCUUGUUUAAUUUGUUCUGUAACUGAGGCAACGUCUACGCUACGAUAACUUUCGAAUCCCAUUAUUUUUA